GCCCGCUAUCUCCGCGCCAUCGUUGCCAAGGUCGUGGAGAGAAAGGAUCACCUCGCUAAGCUUGAAUCCCUUGAUUGCGGAAAACCACUCGAUGAAGCUGCCUGGGACAUGGAUGAUGUUGCUGGUUGCUUCGAGUUUUACGCUGACCUUGCCGAGAAACUCGACGCUAAGCAGAAGGCACCCAUUUCUCUUCCCAUGGAAACUUUCAAGAGUUAUGUCUUCAAAGAACCCAUUGGUGUUGUUGGAUUAAUCACCCCAUGUUUUAUGGUUAUUCAUAUUGGAGGUGAAACAGAUCUUAGGUUUAUAUACUGCGCAGCUGCUUGCUUCCACGAUGGACGUGAUGAUCCAAUACCCAGCCCAUUUAACCCGUUGACAGAUGGCAGCACCCAGCCCAUAAUUCAUGUACUCACCAGGGGCCAAAGCUAUCUAGAUGUUCCUACAACACAAAUGGUGCAUGAGCAACUUUGGGUAGAUAAAUAUGCACCAAAGUCAUUUACUGAGCUUCUUAGUGAUGAACAAACAAAUCGUGAGGUACUCUUAUGGGCUUUCUUAAGGAUGAAGGGUGAAGACUGAAGACUUUCUUAAGUUUCUUUUUGUGUUAUGGCCAAGUUGUUGAUCAAUUAGACUUCUAUGAUACAUGGGCCUUCCUGGAUGCUCGAGUGAAAGAUGCUUUUGAUCUAAAGAAAACCAUUCAAGAGCUCCACCAAACAUUGCUGGAAAUCAUUCUGAGAGAGGGAUAUUGAGCUCGGUUAUGUACUUGUUGGGCAUAAGGUUGUGAGAAAAAGAUAAAAUACAAAAAAUGAGGGACCCUGACGUGAUCUUCAGACCCCAGACCUGCUAUUAAUUUUGCAUUCCUUUUGUAAUUAUACAUGCGUUUUGCUUAGUUAGUGAAUUUCGGCUGGAUAGGAGGUUGAAGGGUUUUUUGUUACUGAAAAAACCUGGAAAGUUUUCUAUGAGGAUUAAUGUAUAAAACAAUUAUACCAAAAGU
Arachis stenosperma is the source of this 988-nucleotide messenger RNA. RefSeq lists its product as uncharacterized. Bases 109 to 573 code for a protein of 154 amino acids. The record is from RefSeq and is a predicted model, not a curated record. Gene Ontology annotation, molecular function: oxidoreductase activity. The transcript is spliced from 8 exons. NCBI's taxonomy places the organism in Eukaryota, Viridiplantae, Streptophyta, Magnoliopsida, Fabales, Fabaceae.